GCAUCCCCACCCCCGGUUUCUCCCCACAAAUAACGACUUUGCUUUCUCUGCGUUUGCAAAAAGAGACAGAGAAGACGGGGGCUAUUUCCGAACACCAUAUCCGCUGGGAACUUGGGGGGCGGAUUCUGCCAGGGCGGGGCUGCCCGCCGGUGGCACCGGAAGAACCUACGCCAGAGCCACGUGGCCCGGUAGUGGGCGGGCGGAAAGGAGGCGGUGGUGGCGGUCAGUAGUACUGCCGCCGCCUGCCCGAGAGCAGUGGCCGCUCCUGCUGCUUCGGAGGUUGUGGACGAGGAGCUGGGGCUAGACCCCAGUAUGGGAUGGGUUCCGGAGCGGGGCCGCCUGGCGGCAGGGCUGCUGGUGAACUUAGCGGCGUCCAUCUGCAUCGUCUUCCUGAACAAGUGGCUGUAUGUGCGAACGGGCUUUCCCAACCUGACCCUGACCCUGGUGCACUUCGCCGUCACCUGGCUGGGGCUGUACGUGUGCCAGGCGCUGGGUAUCUUCGCCCCCAAGAGCCUGCGGUCCCGCCAGGUGCUGCCUCUGGCGCUCAGCUUCUGCGGCUUCGUGGUGUUCACCAACCUGUCCCUGCAGAACAACACGAUCGGCACCUACCAGUUGGCCAAGGCCAUGACCACGCCGGUCAUCGUGCUCAUCCAGAGCGUGGCUUACGGCAAGACUUUCCCUACCCGCAUCAAGCUCACCCUGAUUCCUAUUACUUUAGGUGUUUUCCUAAAUUCCUAUUACGACAUGAAAUUUAACUUUCUUGGCAUGGUAUUUGCUUCUCUUGGUGUUCUAGUUACAUCUCUUUACCAAGUGUGGGUAGGAGCAAAGCAACAUGAACUACAGGUGAACUCCAUGCAGUUGCUGUACUAUCAAGCCCCAAUGUCUUGUGGUAUGCUGUUGUGUGUCGUUCCCUUCUUUGAACCAGUAUUUGGCGAAGGUGGAAUAUUUGGUCCCUGGACACUUUCUGCAGCGUUUAUGGUGCUGCUCUCUGGAAUAAUAGCCUUUAUGGUGAACUUGUCAAUUUACUGGAUCAUUGGGAAUACUUCACCAGUAACCUACAAUAUGUUUGGACACUUCAAAUUCUGUAUCACCCUCAUGGGAGGCUACCUCUUAUUUAAGGACCCUUUGUCAAUUAAUCAAGGCCUUGGGAUUACGUGCACAUUGUUUGGCAUUUUAGCUUAUACUCACUUCAAACUGAGUGAGCGAGAAGGGAGCAAGAGCAAGCUUGUUCAGCGUCCAUAGUAUUGAUAUGGAUGGCGAAUGAGUCCUUUGAAUAUGCACUGGUUUAAAACAAGCAAAAUGAAGAAAUAGAUGUCUCCUGUUACUGUUUAUUAAGGUACUGUCAUUCUGUUUUUUAAAAAUAUUUUUGAAAAAGAUCAGUUCCCUUUUUUAAAAAAACCAGGCCCUACAUAAACUCAACUUCUACAAUAUUGUUUUUUCUAUUACAUGUAAAUUAUUUCUAUAUUAAUUACAGUGGCAAUUCCAAGAGAACUCUCCUAUUUUAUACCAAAUGGACUCAUCAAGGUAGAUAUGACAUUAAUUGCCAAAGGCAAUCAUUCUGACCUUUUGAUUAUGUCAGUAUUACCAUUGCUAGAAAGGAGACUAUACUGAUACUGUAAAGUCAAAUGAACAUUGUAUCUUCUUAUUCUGGUAAAGAAUGGAAAAUCAAUUUUCACUUUUUGUUUGCUUUUUUUUAACAAACUUUGGAAUGAAAUCUGGAGUUCAAUAUAUGCAUGAAUGAAUAUAUUUUUCCCUAUUUUUAACAAUCCAGUAGAAAGUACUUAUUUCAGAAAACUAGUUUCUUUAUUCACUGUUAAGCAAAAUUCUGGUAUGCCAGACCAAUUAAGACUUUUAGAACAAUCUGAUCCUUUGCAGCAUGAUCAGAUUUCUAACUUCACGAAAUAUUUUGAAACUGGCUGCAGGGCAGGCUGCUGUAAUUUGAAGUACUUUUCUUCAUGCCCUACUUCAAGACCCAAAAUAAAUUAUACAAGAGGGCAGAUUCUUUAAUGUACAAUUCUUUAAUGUACAAUUUAGAGAGUCAGUGUGGUGUAGUGGUUAAGGUGUUGGCCUGCUACCUGGGAGACCAGGGUUCGAAUCCCCACAUAGCCAUGAAGCUCACUGGGUGCUUGGGCCAGUCAGUGCCUCUCAGCCUCAUGAAAACCCUAUUCAGAGAGUCGCCAUAAGUCAGAAUCGACUUGAAGGCAGUACAUUUACAUUUUUUAGGCCAGUCUGGAUAUAGCAUUUUCUGUCUCUCAGAUGGGUUUGUGUACAUCCUCCAGGCUUGUGUGUAACAAACACACACACACGCAUAUCAGCUUCAAACAUCAUGAAGAGUUAUAUCUGUGCUAGUGUUAACAAUAGCUAAUGCCAAGCAGUGUUUGGUCAAUAACCAGACGUUUUAAUCAGCUUCAGUUCUUGGUUUAAAAUGCUGGUUAAGAUAAACUCAGGUUAAUGUUAAUGUUUGUGCUGACAGUGCAUAACUAUAAUUAAGCUGUGAGGGACUUGCUUUUGAGUGGGAAAGGCUGGUAGGAUGGCACAUGUGAUCCCACAGACUGAUUCCAUGACAUAAAGGAUUCAAUGUCUGCUUCAGCCCCUUAUAAUGGAACUACACAGGAUUGAACAGGAAUGUGGGAAUGCUUCAAGAAGAUUGCAGACUGUGCCUUCAUUGAAAAAUCAAUACAUCAAAUUUCUGUAAAAUUUUAAAGUAAGGUGGUGGAGUUUUUAAGGAGGAAAAAAUGUAGCUUUUGGGGGAAGAAAAUAAAACAUCCACAGCAAUUAGUUGCUAUCUAAACCAAACUAUAUUUAUUGUUAAUUGGCUGGCUGUGAUAGCACGUUGGCCCCAGCACAAUUCUAGAGAAGACAGAAUUGGAAGGAACUGGACACAUGGAUUCUACCAGGAAGUGUGGUUUUUUGGUGGGGGGUUGGAUGGUUUAAAUGUGAAGUAUACCUUACAUGGGUCCAGACCUGCAAUUAUAAUUUUAAAAAUCUGAGGGGCGUGGCUAGCCUGCUACCAAAAUGGCUGUUUAAUUCUUCCUCAGCAACUUUCCUUGCUGAUUUCAUGCUAAAAGUAGAUGAUUGUCCAACUUUAUCUUGUUUUGUGAGUAGCAUCAGGCAGGGGAUGUAGGGGAGACUGUAUGCACUGUAAUUCUUAUUCUUCAGGCUCCUAGUCUCAUAGGUUUAGAGCGCUGUAACUUUUGACAGCUUGACAGAGAGUGAAACUGACAUGCUUAAGAUGACAACUAGCAAAGCAAAGGCGGGAAAGUUGUCAAAGGCCUGCAAAGGCGGAAAAGCUGUCUCUCUUGCUGAUUCAGCUGCACAGAUGCAGCAAAUGCAAAUCACCCUUACAGAAAGUUGGCAAGCUGCCCUAAAACCUUUGGAACAGUAGUUUAAAGAACUAACUGCCACAGUUGCAGAUGUUGCUACAACCACAGAUAAAGCUCUAGAGCUGGGUUUGAAGCAAAAAACUAGAACAGACAAGCUAGCAGAUCAAGUGCUUGACCUCCAGAUCAAACUGGUGGAUCAUCAAGGUGAAGUCACAGACAGAAUCUGCAAAUACAUGGGGUACAGGAAGAUGCUGGAAAAGGAUAUACGAUUGCCUUUAUUGUUGAAUUAUUUGCACAACUACACUUAGCAGAGCCUAUAGUAGAAGCUGACACUGAAAGAGCACAUUGCACAUUGUGACACAAGCCUCAAAAUGAUGUUCCCCCUUGGGACAUUGUUGUACAGUUUGAUACAUUUUGCAAACGAGAGUCAAUAUACACUGCACUUCACAAGCUUAAGCAUAUCUCCUAUGCAAAUUCCAAACCGCAGAUCUUUCAAAAAGUUUGCCCUAAAACCCUAUUGCGUCAUAAAAAAAUCAAGCCAUUCACUGAAAUCUUUCAGAAAGCUGUUGGUUACCUCUGAGGCUACCCUUUCAAGCUUAUGGUUUAACAGGGAUCUUGAUUGUAUACAGCUUCCAUGACAGGGCAAGCAUCUGUGCUCCUGCAUGAGCUGGGGCUUGAGCUUCUGAAUUUGCCUCCUGAAUCUCCACAUGACAGAAGUACCCCUUCACUAUCUACCAAAUGGUCAAAGAAAAAGAAAUGUGGUGCUUUCAAAUCUACAGCUCCCAAUUCCCCUGCUGAUCCUGUUGAUGACUCCCCUUCUGAGCCAGACUGAAUAUUCUGCUGGACAACUUCUGCCUUUUUCAUGUAAUUGUCCACUUGAGGAAUGUUGUGCUGAUCGUUCUUUAAUUUUUAUGUUUUGCCACUAUCCUGUUGUUGUAAAGGUCGAAACUUAGGAAUCAUGGAGUAUAUCUCCAGAUUGUAAGGCUUCUGUGUGUGAAGUCUUCCCCACAUUAUGGGUUGACUCAGUGUUUAGAUGGUUUAUGGUUUGGUUUGUACUACAAAGUUUGUUGUCACUUUCAACACUCUCUACCUGCACAAAGUCUCUCCACCACCAUCAUACCUGUCUCACACCAUUUUAACUUUGUCUUAUGCCUGGGAUGAAGCUUUUCUCAAUUAAUGUAAAUGGCCUGGGGACCCCUGUUAAGGGAGCUAGAACUGGGGCCCUAUUACAGAAAGAAGACAUUGCCUUCUUGCAAGAAAUGCACCAGAGGAGUACAUUCUCCAACAAACUUGAAGGUCGAUGGAUUGGCGACUAUUAUGCAGCCUGUGCAUUGUCUCAAUCAAGAGGUGUUGCCAUUAUUAUCGCAUCCAGAUGUCCUUUUCAAGUAACUGACUCACUCUUAGACCUUAAAGGCCAAUCGUUUUUUCUUUAUGGCUCUAAUGGAGAAUCAAAAAUGACACUGGCAUCUAUCUACUGCCCUAAUAUUCAAAAAUCUAUUUUCCUGCAAGAUGGCUUGAAUCAUCUAGAAAUGAAGGUGACAUCAUAGUUUUGUUGUUAUGUGCCUUCAAGUCGAUUAUGACUUAUGGCAACCCUAUGAAUUAGUUACCUCCAAUAGCAUCUGUCAUGAACCACCUUGUUCAGACCUUGUAAGUUCAGGUCUGUGGCUUCCUUUAUGGAAUCAAUCCAUCUACCUGUGUGAGUUUCUGCAAGACCUGCUCCCUGCAUUUCUGGCUGGUUUCCGCCUGGCCUGGAGGGGCGGGGCCCUGUCUCUCUCCAGCUACGGGGGCGGCGGCUGCUGAAGGGGCCAGAGACCGUGUGUGUAUAUGUGUGUGUGAACCUGCUGCUCGGGAUGUCUAUAGACUACUGGGGUUUGUUUUGUAUUAUAUGUUAUAUUUUACUCUAUGUUAUAUUGUAGUCUAUGUACGCCGCCUAGAGUGGCCGUUAAUUCGGCCAGAUAGGCGGCCUAGAAAUAAAAUUUUAUUAUUAUUAUUA
Messenger RNA from Rhineura floridana, 5316 nucleotides. It is a transcript of the gene SLC35E3, whose product is annotated as solute carrier family 35 member E3. The transcript is spliced from 5 exons. The coding region runs from base 313 to 1242 and encodes 309 amino acids. The record is from RefSeq and is a predicted model, not a curated record. Gene Ontology annotation, molecular function: antiporter activity; nucleotide-sugar transmembrane transporter activity. Gene Ontology annotation, cellular component: Golgi apparatus. NCBI's taxonomy places the organism in Eukaryota, Metazoa, Chordata, Lepidosauria, Squamata, Rhineuridae.